CGAGAGUUGAAGAAAUAAAAAUGGCGGCGCCCAUCGAAAUACACAAAUUUUGAAAUUCUGAAAGACUUUCGUUUGUGUAUCGUUAAAUUGAGACUUUUAUCGAUAUUUUUGCGAAGAUAAAUUUAAAGUCAUUGUAAAGGCCCACAAAACCAGUUGCUAUGGCUGAUCAAAAGGAAGAGAAAACUACAGUUUACACACUUGCUCCCGAUACUGAACUCAGAUUUGAGGUUGAACAUGACGCUAAUGUUUGUGUGGAGCUGAAAGGAGGCCUUGCAGAAAUAUUUGGAACAGAGUUAACAAAGAACAAGAAAUUUUAUUUUCCUGGUGGUUCCAAGAUUGCAAUUUUUACUUUCCAAGGAUGCAGUACAGAGGUUGCCUACAUUGCCCAAGAGACCCCAAUGACAAUCUACAUCAACACACAUGCUGCUUUGGACCAGAUGAGACAAAUUGCUUUAAAGGAAGGUGGUCGAGGGCCCAGGAUCAUGGUAGUCGGACCUAUGGAUGUUGGGAAGACGACAGUGUGUAAGCUGCUACUGAAUUAUGCAGCUAGGCUAGGAAGGUCACCUAUAUAUGUUGACCUUGAUGUUGGACAGGGUAAUAUAUCUGUGCCAGGAACAAUAGGUGCUUUAGUGGUAGAACGACCAGCAGACUUGGAGGAAGGAUUCUCACAAUUAGCACCACUCAUUUAUAACUUUGGCCACAUCAGCAUUGGAGACAAUGCUGUCCUCUAUAACCACAUUGUGUCUAAACUAGCUGAUGAGAUCAAUAUUAGGUGUCAGUCAAACCAACAUGGGGUUCAAGAAAUCCGCAAACUUCAUUACAAACUCUUCUUCGAUCUUCAUAAUGAGUUAUCAUCCAGUGAACUCUCCAGCCUUAAAUCUCAGUGCUCGUCACACAAUGUCCGCCAAACCAAGCGAUUGCUGAAUGCCAACUCUUGUAUUGCUGUGUGCCAAGCUAUUGAGGAAGUAGGUGGCAUAAGUCUGGGUCAGUAUGGGACUCUGGUGUCAAUGCUGAGCAAGAUUGGACGCGGGGACUUGUCAGAGCUUGCUGUUCAGACUGAGAGAGAGAUUGUUUGUAUAAGGGAGACAGUAGGUGGUGGUGCUAUCACACAGGCCACACAGAACCCUGAAGUAAACAAUAUGAACAAUAUGAUCAUUCUGGAUAUAAGCAAACUCAUUGCACCUCAUGAGUUCAAAGAACUAAAGAGCAUUAUCCACGCUUGGGGAUACACUUGUGAUGAUUUACCAUUUUAUUCUACAAUGCUGGACUUGAUGUAUGGGUUACAGCAACAGGGAGUUAUCGUCCCUGGCAACUAUAAAAGCCUAUGGGAUAUGAUGAUUGUAUUGGGACGCAUGGAUCUGGCUGAGAAAUGUGAAGAGAUAGGCAAUAAGAUAGGCAAACUAUUGAAAGUUACAUUGGAUGACUGCCCCAUAAAUGAUGUGCUCACGAAUAAAUAUCAGAAAGACAUUAGAAAACUGCAUUACAAACUUUUAGUUGAUAUAUCUCGACAGUUAACCCCUGACAAUAUUACAGGAUUACGGAAUACUUGUAGAGGUUGGCAAAUGCAAGAACUUUCAUUUGAAUCUACCAGACUAGAUUUACUGAACUCAUUAGAACUCCAGGGCAUUGUAGAACCGGGAAAUUAUAAAGAGUUGAAGAAUAUAAUGCAGCGACUUGGACGUGAUGACUUGUACUCAUGGGUUGCUGAGAUUGAAGUGAAAGUGUCGGAUCUCUCUGUGAAAGGAUCAUUAGGAGGUCUUGAGAUGAAAUUUCCAGACACAAGGAGUUUUCUGCAGCGAGGCAAUGUUGCAGCUAGUGGAGUUGUGAUCAAUACAUGUGGAUGGAUAAAAGGUGGAGGAUACCAAAGCAUACUACAUGCUGCAUGGGCAUUUGAAACUGAUGUGAUUCUGGUUCUUGACCAAGAGAGACUGUACAAUGAACUCUGCAGAGAUGUACCCGAUUUUGUUAAAGUAGUGCUGCAACCUAAAUCAGGAGGGGUUGUUGAGAGGUCCAGGGAGAGACGUAUGCAAGCCAGGGAUGAUAAGAUACGAGAAUACUUCUAUGGAAUCAAGCAACAGCUUUACCCACAUUCUUUUGAAGUCCCCUUUUCUACGGUGAAAAUAUUCAAAAUUGGAGCCCCUGUGUUGCCUGACUCUUGUUUACCAGCUGGGAAUAAAUCUGAAGAUAAUGAAUUGAAGCUGGUACCAGUACUACCAGGACAGUCAAUUCUGCAUCGUGUUUUGUGUGUCAGUCUUGCUAAGUCAGAGGAGGAGGAUGUUGUCAGUAAGAAUGUAGCAGGUUUUAUUGUAGUUACACUGGUUGACAUGGAAAGAGAGACAUUUGUUUAUGGACAUUCACUGAGAAUAGGUGUUCAUAAG
Molecule: messenger RNA, 2378 nt
Organism: Owenia fusiformis
Lineage: Eukaryota; Metazoa; Annelida; Polychaeta; Sabellida; Oweniidae
Source: the annotation of a GenBank genome assembly